GCUUCCGGCUGUAACUGUUUGGUUCUGCGCGGAUCAGAUCGGACCGGACCUAGCUGAACCGAGAACGCUGCGAUGGUGCUCCUGGAGAGCGAGCAGUUCCUGACGGAGCUGACCAGGCUGUUCCAGAAGUGCAGGACGUCGGGCAGCGUGUACAUCACCUUGAAGAAGUAUGAUGGUCGAACUAAACCCCUUCCAAAGAAAGGUACUGUGGAGGGCUUUGAGCCCGCAGACAACAAGUGUCUGUUGAGAGCUACAGAUGGGAAAAAGAAGAUCAGCACUGUGGUGAGCUCCAAAGAAGUGAAUAAGUUUCAGAUGGCUUAUUCAAACCUGUUGAGAGCUAACAUGGAUGGGCUGAAGAAGCGGGACAAAAAGAGCAAGAGUAAGAAGAGCAAAGCAGCACAGUGAAGGACACUGAGUGCCCUGCUUUCACCAACUAACCGCCGAAUUGCUUUUUUUCCUUUGUUUUUUACUUUUGGCUACAAAGCUGGGUUUCUGAUUUCCCCCACACUAAUUGUUUUCAUGUGAGAUUAGGGUCAUUUUGUAGAAAGGGCUUGCAGUGUUAACAGGGGAGUUGGGGUAAGAAGUCAUUUAUUUCAGAUUAGCUAAUUGGUCUGUGCUGCAUGACUGUAUAUUCCUGGAUUGUAGAUUAAAAAGUCUCAGUAAUCCCUGUGAAGAGCAAAGUAUCAUUAAACAUGUUGCUUUAUCAACA
Molecule: messenger RNA, 709 nt
Organism: Otolemur garnettii (small-eared galago)
Lineage: Eukaryota; Metazoa; Chordata; Mammalia; Primates; Galagidae
Gene: SRP14
Product: signal recognition particle 14
Exons: 5
Coding region: 73-405 (110 amino acids)
Biological process (GO): SRP-dependent cotranslational protein targeting to membrane
Cellular component (GO): signal recognition particle, endoplasmic reticulum targeting
Molecular function (GO): 7S RNA binding; endoplasmic reticulum signal sequence receptor activity
Source: RefSeq, a predicted model, not a curated record